Molecule: messenger RNA, 411 nt
Organism: Trichomonas vaginalis G3
Lineage: Eukaryota; Parabasalia; Trichomonadida; Trichomonadidae
Exons: 1
Source: RefSeq, a predicted model, not a curated record
AUGAUUAAACAACAGCAACCACAGACCAUUACAUACGCCAUAUAUGCAUAUAAUUCAAAGACGGCAGAACAAACGCAAAUGUUGAAAUAUGGAGAUUUGGAGAUAGUAUUGAAAAAUGACCAUUUCGAAUUCGUUUGCAAAGGUGGUGCAGUGAUAUCAAAUAUAAAAGAAAUUUUAUUUAUGAAUUCAAAAAUUAAAGGAAUAACGGAUGAUAUAACAUCAAUUCCACCAGAAGAACAAAGAUAUUACGCAUUAAAUGCAUUUCCUAAAGUUUUGAAGAUUGGAAGAUUUAAUUUAAAUGAGGAAUUCAUAAAAGGUUUCCUAAAUGACAUAAUGAAGAAAGCAGAUAAGGAAUAUGUUAACGAUGAGUUAGCAAAGAAAGCAGAUAAGGGACUUGUGGCUAGUGAAUUA